Messenger RNA from Capronia epimyces CBS 606.96, 669 nucleotides. RefSeq names its product uracil phosphoribosyltransferase. NCBI's taxonomy places the organism in Eukaryota, Fungi, Ascomycota, Eurotiomycetes, Chaetothyriales, Herpotrichiellaceae. The coding region runs from base 1 to 669 and encodes 222 amino acids. The record is from RefSeq and is a predicted model, not a curated record. The transcript has 3 exons.
AUGGCGUCUGGUGUACCCUCUAAUGUACAUGUCUCCAAGCAUCCCUGUUUAAGGGCCAAGCUGUCGCAACUGCGCUCCAAAUCCACGAACGCUCGCGAAACCAAAAGUCUCGUUCAUGAUAUCGCGCUAUUGCUGGGGACAGAGGCGUUGUCCGACCUGCCUCUUGAGACUGCGGGAACUGAUGAAUCGCCCAUAGGAUAUGAGUACUCCUAUGAGUCUAUUGAUUGCACCAAGAUAACUCUGGUGCCCAUCUUGCGCUCGGGUCUGGGAAUGGUCGAAGCCAUUCAGUCGAUCCUUCCCGACCCAGUCUCCAUUCAUCACCUUGGCCUGUUCCGCGAAAAACUCUCCCUGCAGCCAGUUGAGUAUUACAACAACCUGCCUCAGUCAGAGACAUCCGCGGCGAAAUUGGCCAUCAUCGUCGAUCCUAUCAUCGCCACCGGCCAGACAGCUGUUGCAGCAAUUCAGUCGUUGAAAGAUUGGGGCGUUGAGAAGAUCAUCGUGUUGGGUGUUUUGGGCGCAGUUCCUGGUGUAACAAGAGCCGCGGAAGAAUGGCCAGAGGGAACACAGGUAUGGGUUGGAGGUAUUGAUGAGGAGUUGACGGAUAGAGGCAUGAUCAAGCCUGGCUUGGGAGACAUCGGAGACCGUCUCUUCCUCACCAUUGGCAAGUGA